Trichosporon asahii var. asahii CBS 2479 is the source of this 3051-nucleotide messenger RNA. Its product is annotated as ER to golgi family transport-related protein. Gene Ontology annotation, biological process: intracellular protein transport; COPII-coated vesicle cargo loading; endoplasmic reticulum to Golgi vesicle-mediated transport. NCBI's taxonomy places the organism in Eukaryota, Fungi, Basidiomycota, Tremellomycetes, Trichosporonales, Trichosporonaceae. Gene Ontology annotation, cellular component: endoplasmic reticulum exit site; COPII vesicle coat. The record is from RefSeq and is a predicted model, not a curated record. Gene Ontology annotation, molecular function: zinc ion binding; SNARE binding. The coding region runs from base 1 to 3051 and encodes 1016 amino acids. The transcript has 2 exons.
AUGUUGGGCGCUUGUGAUGAGGGUCGCGUGUUCGACGUGUUCACUGUCAUUAGCAUCGACACCACUACCUCUGACCCGCCUGGCAUGCCCCCGAGGUCACGCUACGCCGUCGACCCCUCCCUCACGGCUCAGGCCAACCUGGCACAGCAGUGGGGUCAGCCCCAGCCGCCUCACCACCAGCAGGACCCUACGUUCGCUCCCGGAUUUGGCCAGACGUCACCUCCGCCUCAGCAAUACGGGCAGCAGUAUGGCCAGCAGCAUGGCCAGCAGCCUGAUUUCCAGCAGCCUGGGUACCAGCAGCCAUACGUGAACCCCAAGGGUCCACAGCUGCACAACGUCCCCGACGACAGGCAUCGUGCCGCCCCGACGGGUCCGUACGCCCCCGUUGCCGGACAGCACCAGCCUCACGUCCAGCAGCCGGCGCCGGCUCCCCAGCCGCACCAGUACAACUAUCCCCCGCAGAAUCACAUUCCUCCUCCUCCUCAUGCAGCUGGACCGACGUUGACUGGCCCUCGUGUUCGCAUCGACCCCUCGCAGGUUCCGGACCCUAUCGAGGCUCAGGAACUGGAUCAGAACCUGUACGACGACGAGGACUUCCUCAGUUGCGACACCAAGGGACUGAUCCCUCUGGCCGUGACAGACUAUCGCGGCAUUGACCAAGUGCAGCCAUUCGCUCCCCUUCGUUACGACGAGGCACCCGUUCCCUUGGUCACCAACUGGGUUGCCGGGGAGAGCGCGUUCGAUGCCCCGCCUCCUGCCUCGGGCGACGAGGAGCCUGGACCGCCGCGUUGUGAUAAGUGCCGCGGCUACAUCAACCCGUGGGUCCGCUUCACGCAAGGCGGCCACCGCUGGCAGUGCAACCUCUGCGGCCACGAGACAAAUGUACCCUCCGCCUACUUUUCGCCCCUCACCCCGAUGGGACAGCGUCUCGACCACAACGAGCGCCCCGAGCUGCAGUGUGGCACCGUCGACUUUCCCGUUCCUCGCGAGUACUGGGCCGAGCAGCCAAAGGGCUCUCUCCUGGAUGCGGACGACGCGAGCCUGGCCAACUUGGCGGCCGCCGGAGACGCUCUUGCCACGACUGGGCACGACUUGCUUGGCGCGCUGCAAUCCAGCCUGGGACAGACGCCGACGCGAGGACCGACGCCCACGCCCAGUCAUAACAGCAAGAACCAGAACCAGCAAGAUCAGCGUCGUCUGCGUCGCCCGAUGCCCCUUGGCCGUGUUUUCGUCAUUGAUGUGUCUGCUCCGAGUGUGCAGAAGGGCAUUGUGCGAGAGGUCUGCGAGGGUAUCCGCAAAGCCCUGUAUGGCGAGGGGGAGGACGACGAAGAGGUCAUUGGCAUGGGCGAGCGUGUCGCCUUUGUGACUGUCGGGCAAACUGUUGGGUUCUGGAACAUUGGCGCCGCUUUGUCUCAACCCCAGCUGCUCGUUGUUUCUGACCUUGACGACAUGUUCUGCCCCAUUAUCGGGGGAUUCCUUGCCGACCCGGCAGCGUCGCGUACGCAGAUCGAGAGCUUGCUCACCAUGAUUCCCAGCACCUACGAGGCCCAGCCCGACGGAGUGCAGUGCGCCAUCGGAUCGGCUCUCAAGGGGGCUCUGGAUGGUAUCCGCGGCGUGGGCGGACAGAUCAACAUGUUCCUGUCCGGCUUGCCCGUGCUCGGCCCCGGACAUCUCAAGGCCCGCGACGACCCGUCGCUGGCCGGAACGGACAAGGAAAAGGCCCUCUUCACGCCGACGGACGACUUUUGGCGGAAGACUGCAGACGAAAUGGCCGAGAGUGGCGUUGGAGUCAAUUCGUUUGUCUUCCCGGACCAGUCGAUGGACCUUGCAAACGUCGGCUUUGUCUCUGCUGUCUCUGGCGGCGAAACGUUCUUCCACCCCAAGUUCCAGCCAGUAAGGGACCGCAACACGCUGCAGGCGGAACUGCAACGCGUCGUCUGCAGCGAAGUCGCCUACAAUGCGACUGUUCGUAUCCGUUGCUCCAACGGCCUGCGCGUUGCGGAGUAUGGUGGCAACUUUUUGCAGCGCUCGCUCACCGACAUUGAGUUUGGCACCAUGGACCCCAACCGAGCGUUCACUGCCACGGUCAAGCAUGAGGGCCACCGCCUGGACGACCGUCAGACCUCGUACAUCCAGGUCGCCACGCUCUACACUUCGGCCAACGGCGACCGUCGCGUUCGUCUUUUGAACCUCGCUCUGCCCGUGUCGAGCAUGAUCGGCAACGUCUUCCGGUUCGCCGACUUUGACGCUGUCGUCUCCAUCAUCUACAAGGCCGCUGUCAGCGAGCUGCCACACCGCAAGCUGCGCGACAUUCGCCGCCUGACGAUUGAGCGUGCAAACCGCAUCUUGCUCAACUACCGCAAACACUGCGCUCCCGCUGUGCAGGCCGGCCAGCUCAUCUUGCCCGAAGGCUUCAAGCUGUUGCCGCUGUACACGCUGUGCAUGAUCAAGUCGAAGCCGCUCAAGGGCGGAAACGUCGUGCCCGAUGUGCGCGUGCACUACAUGCGGGCAGCCAAGAGCGCCUCGGUCACGGCCGUCAUGACGCUCUUGUACCCCCGCAUCCUCGCCAUUCACGAUCUCGCCGACUCGUUUGGUUUCCCCGGAUCCAACGGUCGUCUCCGUAUUCCGCGAUUCCAACGUGCCAGCUACGCGUACAUGGUCGCUGAGGGAGCAUACCUCCUCACGAAUGGCGAAAUCGCCAUGUUGUGGUUUGGCGGUGCCGUAUCGCCCCAGAUCCUCGACGAUCUGUACGGAGUCCAGUCGCUGGAGGAGCUCGACACGCGCAUCACCCGGUUGCCAAAGCUCCCCACGCUGUUGUCGACGCAGGUCCGCAACAUGCUCACGCAUCUCGAGCGCCUGACGGGUCACACGCUGCCUGUACUGAUCGUGAGACAGGACCGCGACGGCCUCGAGAUUGAGUACGCAAACCAACUGGUCGAGGACAGCAACAAUGAUGCGCUCAGCUACACCGACUUCCUCAUGAGCGCGCACAAGGCCAUCACGAACGAAAUUCAAGGCAAGAGUGAUGGUUGGAAGGCUCCCUGGCAUUAA